Notothenia coriiceps (black rockcod) is the source of this 1042-nucleotide messenger RNA. RefSeq names its product receptor activity-modifying protein 1-like. The record is from RefSeq and is a predicted model, not a curated record. Gene Ontology annotation, molecular function: coreceptor activity. The transcript is spliced from 3 exons. Lineage: Eukaryota; Metazoa; Chordata; Actinopteri; Perciformes; Nototheniidae. Gene Ontology annotation, cellular component: cell surface; membrane; signaling receptor complex. Gene Ontology annotation, biological process: intracellular protein transport; receptor internalization; protein localization to plasma membrane. Bases 263 to 712 code for a protein of 149 amino acids.
CUCAACAGGGCAGAAGGAUCAGAUGUCAUGUCGGGCUGCUAUGAUUAGGACUGCGGUGAGGGAAGCGGGCUGCCACUGGGGAAGGUCAAGGGGCUUUUACGCACAGUUGGUGCCGUCUUGUUGACCACGGACUGCGGGUAUUUAUCUGUAACUUUGUUGUGUGGUUCCCGAAUCAGUGGCUUUCGGCUCGAAACUGGUGGAAGAAUAUGUGCAGUUGACCUCCAGGGAGUGAGCAGUGUGCUUAAAACGCGUUGGGUUGGCCAUGGCUCUGGAGAGCGCGUCGCUGCUGAAAGCAGGGCUUGUGUUGCUGCUGGCAGCUCACGUCCUGCCAUCAGUGUCCGGCUGCCACACAGGUUAUUACGAGAUGGCGAUCAACGAUUUCUGCCUAACUAAGUUCCAACUGGACAUGGCGGUGCUGGACCGAGGGCUGUGGUGCAGCUGGAAGGACACCAUGGAGAUCUACGAGGGAACUACCAACUGCACCUACCAGGUGGCCUUGAACAUGGACUGCUUCUGGCCCAAUCAGAUAGUGGACCGCUUCUUCAUGCAGAUUCACCGGAUCUACUUCCACGACUGCGCUCUGACUGGCCGGCUCCUCCACGACCCCCCAAUCAGCGUCCUGGCCCCGUUCAUCGCCGUGCCGGUGCUGAUCACCCUGCUUAUGACUGCACUAGUGGUGUGGAGGAGCAAACGCACAGAGGGGGUUUUAUAGGGGUCUUGUAAAUACAUAUGGACUUCUGAUGUGAAGUGUAGCAUGUGAUUUUUCUUCAUUUAUUAAGCUGAUGCACUUAUCAUUUUUAUCUUGCAUUGUUGGUUGCUCAUGAAGAGCAGCAGGUUGACUUUAAUAUGUAAUAAAAAGGUAUGAAAAUAGAAUUUAUCUGGAGGUCACAUCUGCAAUAUGGUAGUGUCAAGGUUUGGCAGGGGGAAUGAAUAAAGCUCUUUCAGAUUCAGGGGAUUUGGAAGCCAUGCAUGUUAAUUACCAUCUGUUCUCAUAGCCCUACACAAUCCAAGAACACGUAAAUAAAGCGUAAAGAUGAGGACA